Molecule: messenger RNA, 327 nt
Organism: Endocarpon pusillum Z07020
Lineage: Eukaryota; Fungi; Ascomycota; Eurotiomycetes; Verrucariales; Verrucariaceae
Exons: 2
Coding region: 1-327 (108 amino acids)
Source: RefSeq, a predicted model, not a curated record
AUGUAUUUCUCCACCAUCACCACCAUCACCACCAUCGCCGCUCUCAUCGCCGCUUUAGCCGGUCAGCACGUCCAAGCUGCGCCAUCGCCCAUGCCAGAUAUUCAAGCCAGAGCCCUGUACGAAGCUUUGGGCAAGCCGUACUUCGCACCGGCUCCAGCAUUGGCCAAGCGAGCCUGCAACUGCAAAGAAUGCGUUAGCUGCUCCGACAACUGCUCAGCUUUCGGCGGUACAGCCGGCUCCGCGAUUGCCCAGGGCUUGUGCGUGCUAUCAUGCGCAGGCGCUGCGCACUGCAGCGACUCGGAAACGUCGCACUGCCCUCGGGACUGA